GUUUGACUUUUGACACGCUGCCACGCCCACAGCGCCCAGCAUAUUAAGAGCGCCCACAACAUUUUUUAUGGCGUAUCCGCGCCCGUGUGCUAAUGAUGUCGCGUCGCGCUGAGCCGUGCCACAGCCAGAGCCAGAGCCAGAGCAGCCGCUGCGGCAGCCUCAACGAAUCCGUUCCGCCAAACGCAGUUGCCGCCGUUGCAAGUCGCGUCGCCGUGUCGUGAGCUCUCAGGUGUUCAGGUGUGUUCAGCUGCCCGUUUGUGUGCGUCUAAUUUGCUUUGGCCAUAAAGUUGGCGCUCUCCCUCUCGUAAUCAAAGCGUGCUUUAGAGCCUUAUCGCGAAAUUAUAAUAAUUGAUGCAACGUUUCCAUCACAAACCAACCAAGACCAAUUAAUGCCAAAUCAACGGCCACGCCCACACAAAAUACAUAUAUAAAAACUAACAAAUCGUUGAACUUCGAGUGCCACAAAUUCAAAUUGAAAGAAUCGCAACUGAAGCUGAAGAACGCCAGCUCGUUCCAUGAUGGACUUUCAAAGCGCUAUGGAAACCUUCGCCGAGGCCUGGGUGGCAGCCAAUGCCGGACAGCAGAGCCAGGCCCUGGCGCUCACCCGUGCGGCCAAUGCGGCAGCUGUGGUUGCCGCGGCCAAUGCCAAUGCCAAUGCCAAAUCGCCAUCGGCAGCCGCCAGCCUGAUGGACAUGGCCGUCAAGAAGGAGCAUUCCCUGUCGCCGACGCACAGCGUCAUCGCCGAGGAUGCCGGCGCCGGCCUUGGCCAAUUGCAGCACAGACGCUCCUCGCUGCAGGGCGUGCAGGAGAAGCUGACACAGCUGCAGAUGCAGCAUCAACAUCAUCAGCAGCAGCAACAACAACAACAACAGCAGCAGCAGCAGCAACAGGCUGGCUCUGAGGCAGCGAAUGCCGUCGGGCGACGCUCCACAGAGGGCAGUCCGCCUCAACAGCAGCUUUUGCUCAACUCGGACGCCGGCAGCGGCAACGCGUUGUCCUCUUCGGCGGGCUCUAGUCAGAAUGCCUCCUUGGCGGCGACACCGAAGAGCGAGCGGGAGCGGGAGCGAGAGGAGCGCGGCAGCAUCUCCUGCCUGCCGCCAGCUGCUCUGGGCAUGGCCGUGGGCGUACAGGCACAGCAGCAGGCCGAGAAGCUGCUCAGCCAUCCGGCCUUGGAAUCCCGACGCGACUUCGAUGUCAGCAAAGUUAAUCCGAAAUCGCUUCCGCUGCACUGCGUAGUGGAGUCCGUGCACUCGCUGCACGCCUCGCUCACCAUAGACACACGCCAGCCGUGGAAACGGCGGCCCAACAUCGAGACGGACAGCUAUGUGAUCAUCGCAGCGGCCACGCCCUGGAGCGAAAUAGUCCAGACGGCGCUGCAGCGUCUCGGCUACUCGCAGGAGGUGGCCAACACGGCAAGAGGCUCGCUCAUCAUCAAGCACUGGAAGCCCAUACCAUUGGAACAGAUCUCUGAUAAUCCGGCUGUGCCGGUUAGCGAUAUUGUGGGUGAACUGACCUCGGUCAUAACGCUGCGUAUUGUCAUAUUGCGCCCGAAGACCUCACCCUUUGGCGAGAUCAAGGACAAGCUGCUCAAGCUGCUUGUGCUGCAAUCGCACGCGCUGCUCCGCUCCACCGGCUGCCCCCUGGAUGAGGUGACGCUCUCGCAAAUUUGCCGUAGCUCGCAUCAGAAUACGUACGCUCUGCCCGGCGGCGAGAUACCGGAUGAGCUGCGUCGCAAAUUCGAUCAGUGGUGGUCCAAUCAGCUCUCGCCGCAGUCGGCGAUGACGCCAAAGAUGCUGCCGUUCAUGUCGGCGCCGUCGACGGUGCCGGUGGUGCCCGGCGACAUGGACUUUCCGGUGGGCACGGCAAUGGCCGCAGCUGCUGCGGCCGCGGCCCAUGCCGCUGCAGCUGGCGCUGGCGGCGCUGCCAAUCCGCUGGGCGCGAUGAGCAGUCGCGAGUCGCUGCUGCUGGCCAACGAGGCAGCUGCGGCCGCUGCGGCGGCGGCAGCAGCAGCUGGACAUCAUCCCAAUGCGGCUGUGGGCCAGGCCCAGGCGGGCGGGCAUCAUGGCAAUAUGCUGGUGCAUCCGAUGCACGCGGCCAGCAUGCAUCAUCAUCAUCAUGCGCAGGCGCAUGGCGGCCAGUAUCCCAGCCAGAAGACGCGCAUGCGCACCAGCUUUGAUCCGGAGAUGGAGCUGCCCAAGCUGCAGAAGUGGUUCGCCGAGAAUCCGCAUCCCUCGCGCCAGCAAAUCCAAACCUAUGUGGUGCAGCUGAACGCGCUGGAGUCGCGCCGCGGCCGCAAGCCGCUCGACGUCAACAACGUGGUCUACUGGUUCAAGAAUGCGCGCGCCGCCCAGAAGCGCGCCGAGAUGCGCGGCGGCAGCCUCGGGAACGCGAUGAGCGCCUUGGGACAUGCCGCCAUGAAUGGUUAUCUGAGCGGGCAUGCUCCGCUGGGCCAGAACUCGAGCAGCAGCGCCGGCAGCCAGCCGCUGAGCAUGGGCAAUCUGUCCAUGUCGCACGACUAUCUCAAGAGUCCCAUGAGCUUGAAGUCCGAGGAUAUUGACACCAUGUCCCAGCACUCCGACGAGCUGGAGGAGGAGCCCAGCAGGCCAAGCACACCGCAGCUGCCGCUUUCACUAACCACACACGAGCGCCAUCGCAGCUCGCCCAUGCUCGAGGAUGACGACGAGGACGAGCAGCAACAGAGGCAGCAGCUGCGGGCCGAGCAGCAGCAGCAGCAAGAGCCGCAGCGCUCCAAGAGCGCCGGCAGCGAUGUGGUCAACGGCGUCGAUGAGCACGAGGAGAAGCCCGCUGUGCUGCAGAUGGGCGAUGAAGCCGCAACGCAUGACAAUGACAACUCUAACUCCAACAAUGCCAAUGUCGAGGCGACUGGCAAUGCGCUCGGCGACGAGGCCGGCGCCAACAACAACAAUAAUAACAACAACAACGAGCAAGAGUCCGGCAGCCCGCCGAAGCGCAGCACGCCCAAAGAGGAGGACGAUGACCUGGACAUGGACGAGGACGAUGAGGACAAUGAGCAGGAUACCAGCCAUCUGGAUGAGUUUCGUUCGCCCUCGCCGGAUCUGGCGGGCAGCGUGACGCCGCACAAGGAUCAGCUGCCGUUUCCCAUGGUGCCCAACUCGAUGUUCUCGCAGUCCUUCAUGUACAUGAGCCACUAUAUACCGGCCUUUGGCCAGGCGGCCGCUGCCCAUCCGCAUGCUCAUCAUGCCGCUGCCGCUGCUGCCGCCGCCGGGCUCCAGCCGAAUACGUUAAUGGGCGGCGCCGGUCUCAACUUGUCGAGCAUCUCGAACGAGGAGCGCCGUAAGCGCAAUCGCACCUUUAUCGAUCCCGUCACAGAGGUGCCCAAGCUGGAGCAGUGGUUCGCCAUGAAUACGCAUCCCUCGCACAAUCUGAUACUCAAGUAUACCGAGGAUCUGAACACCAUGCCCUAUCGCCAAAAGUUUCCGCGCCUGGAGAGCAAGAACGUGCAGUUCUGGUUCAAGAAUCGACGCGCCAAAUGCAAACGGCUCAAGAUGUCGCUCUAUGACAACAGCCAGUGCAGCCAGCUGGGCGGCCUCGGCUCCUUUGUGCCCAAAUACGAGGAGCGCGACUAGAGGAGCGCGACUAAGAGGAAAUCGGAGGCGUGUCACGAGCUAUAUGUAAAUACACACUAUUUAAGACUUAAGCCCUAUGCAGCUAUGACAACAUAAUUAAGUGGGAGACGAUAAGCCCCUAAUGCACCCUUCUCCAAGUAUUAUAGUAAGAGUUGAACCAGUUUUCUGACCCAGUAUCAGACCCACUUUCGGUCCCAGUUAGCUAGGCGAACGAACGCCGCAGAAUAUUUAGCAAAAAAUAAAAACUAAUUAAAAAAGAAUUAGUUAAAAAUUAAAAUUAGAUGAACUAAUAGGACUUUAAUUUAUCACAGCUUCUAGCAUGACCUUAUCAAAUAUAUAUAUAUAUAUAUAUAUAUAUACAUAUGACACUCUAUAUUUAAAUAAGUUUAAACAUCCAUCAGUUCGCAAAGUUAGGAGUGUGUAACCAAAGAGAGCCAAUUUCAUGUGUAAAUAUGUAUGUUAUACCAAAACUAUUCUAUUACUAUAAAAUAUUUGAAUAGUUAUACUAGCAUUGGGAAUUUCCUGUUUUUCAAAUACUUUUAAGUUUUCGCCUUAAUUUAGUUCGUUUUCCAGCUUAGCACAUAUCUAAGGAGCAUAAUAUGUUUGAAAGAAAAAGAAGAAAAGCAAAAACUUAAAAAAUAUAUCAAAUAAAUCUAGCCCAAAAAAAAGGGGGGUCUGUUUAAUGUCCUGGUAUUUAAUACCUGCUAAAUGGCAUUACAUUUUCAGCCGAAAACUCAACUGCUGUCUUAGGUAUUUCGUUGUGUAUUUGAAUUAUUCAAUUUCAAGCGUUUGAUAACAAUUACGAGUAGAAUUCACAUUUAUAAAGCUACACUUAAACGUGUUUAAUGAAUAAUUGUUCCACUAGGUCCAUAAGCAUACAAAUCGUAAACAAAAACCAACUAAAUUUAAUUGUAAUUUAUUAAAAGCAUAAAUAAACACAAACACACGGACACAUACACAUUAAACAAAACGUACACACAUACAUUAUAUUACAAUAUGUAUUCCCAGCAAUUAUUAAAUAAUUAAAUAAAUACAAUUUU
Drosophila novamexicana is the source of this 4648-nucleotide messenger RNA. RefSeq lists its product as uncharacterized. Bases 516 to 3608 code for a protein of 1030 amino acids. The record is from RefSeq and is a predicted model, not a curated record. Gene Ontology annotation, biological process: regulation of transcription by RNA polymerase II; chromatin remodeling. NCBI's taxonomy places the organism in Eukaryota, Metazoa, Arthropoda, Insecta, Diptera, Drosophilidae. The transcript is spliced from 7 exons. Gene Ontology annotation, molecular function: DNA-binding transcription factor activity, RNA polymerase II-specific; RNA polymerase II cis-regulatory region sequence-specific DNA binding.